CAAAAGGCAGCAGCCAAGUCUGAGGAGUGGCAGUUUGCAGGCAGCCACGACCCAGGCAACAACGAUCCAAGAAGCUUCCAACCCAGUCCGUCAUGUCAUCCAACUUUGGCGGUAAAGUGGCGCUGGUCACAGGUGGGGGAGGUGGCAUUGGCCGAGCCCUCUGUCAGGUGCUGGUCCGGGAUGGUGCCAAGGUAGUAGCGGCGGACCGCAAUUUCCAGACAGCCCAGGAGACCGUUAGCUUGCUCCCUAAUCCCGGGGAUCAUCUGGCUGUAUCCAUGGACGUAACAAGUAAUGAAUCUAUAGACUCGGCCAUUAAAGCCAUCACGGAGAAGUACCAGACUCCCCCCAGUCUCGUGGCCAACUGUGCUGGAGUUCUGGAAAUGGCUCCUAGUUGGGAACUUGACGAAAAAACAUUUGCGAACGCGUCAGAUGUUAACUUCAAGGGCACCUUCUUUGUGAGUCAAGCAGUCAUCAAGUUGCUUUUGAAGCAGCAAGCUCCUGGUGCUGUGGUCAACAUUGCUAGCAUUGCCGGAGGAUAUGGGCUACGCGACUUAUCACACUAUUCCGGCAGCAAGGGUGCUGUGAUGUCUCUCACUAAGGCCAUGGCAGGAGAACUCGCCAAGAAAGGUAUUCGGGUAAACUGCGUACUUCCUGGUCUAAUCGACACUCCUCUGGUGAGAGAUACACCCCUAGCUGAUUCAAUUAUUCCUUUCACUGCACUAGGAAGAAAGGGACAGCCUGGAGAGGUGGCCGAAGUGUUGGCGUUCCUUCUGUCGGAGAAGAGCAGCUACAUGGUAGGGUCUUGUGUGGAGGUCACAGGUGGAUAUACCAUGUAAUUUGUCUCUGAAGAAGCCAGGCCCAGCGUCAGGACGUUAAGAAAACUUUAAGGUUAUAGUCUUCAGCCUCAUGACUUAAAGUAGAUUUUGAGAAAUCCAUUGCCGAAGUGAAGAUAAUUUUCAAGAAGCCUCUUCAAAUUUGGCACCGUACGUGAAGUGGAUUUUGCAUCAGACACCUCUAAUGGCAAAAUAAUUGUGGAUACUGAGGCUGUUAGCAGUGUCACGAUGUGAUAGGAGCUGUGAGGAGCUCGUCUCACACUUGAUAUGAGAAGAGCUCUGAGGACCAUAAUUCUAUCAGUCAACAAAUUGUAAUGAUGAAAAAUUACAAUAAAUUACUAAAAACGAAAAAAAAAA
Messenger RNA from Cherax quadricarinatus, 1190 nucleotides. Its product is annotated as (3R)-3-hydroxyacyl-CoA dehydrogenase. The record is from RefSeq and is a predicted model, not a curated record. NCBI's taxonomy places the organism in Eukaryota, Metazoa, Arthropoda, Malacostraca, Decapoda, Parastacidae. Gene Ontology annotation, molecular function: oxidoreductase activity.